Molecule: messenger RNA, 519 nt
Organism: Protopolystoma xenopodis
Lineage: Eukaryota; Metazoa; Platyhelminthes; Monogenea; Polystomatidea; Polystomatidae
Source: the annotation of a GenBank genome assembly
AUGCACCGCAGACACACCAAACACACCAUUCCACAUGGCCUCUCCUUUUUACCUCUGGCCCCUCGAAGAAGAACCGAGUACUCAAGACUUCUGACUACGGUUGAGUCGAGGGCUCAAGCUAGUGGGUCGCCAGACAGGACUUGGCCGCCCUGGGUCUAUGCGUUCAGCCGGAUUCGUCAAAACGGGGGGUUCACUCAACCCAAAUUGACGACAGAUGGUCACCUGGUCGUGUUGCUAGGGCCCCGCCUCAAACCUGUUAGAUUUGCGCGUGGCCUGUUUACCUUGUUAACCGGUGCCGUGGUCACAAAUGCCCACAAAUAUUUGCACCGAGAUACCCAACUGUCAAUGUGCCUCAUUCUCUCUUGCGGCCUAUCACCAACCCGCCAACCAGCCAGCCAGCUGGCCGAUUUGCUGUCUACCCAUCCAUACAGUUAUUUCUCCAUCUUUCUGUCAACAGUUUUUCCUCCAUGUGCGUUUGCCCAUAAUUACAUCUAUCUAUCAACUAGUGUACAUAUUUGA